UGUUCUUAUGGUCUCAGUAUUACGGCAGAAAAGACCGGUAAUGGUAUCCGCUUGUAACGAGACUGCGCGUAUCCUGAUAUCGAUCAUUACGCAACAGUUCAAUGUCAGUGCCAGAAUGGACUCUUGCCCGAAGCCAAGAAAACGACUCAUUAUGCGUCCCCGCAGUUCCGUUCGUGGUGCUUGUAUUGAUAAUUAUAACUUCUUGGGCUGGUAUCUGUCUGCGGAUAGAAAAACCAUAUAAUCGGAACGUAUAGUUCUUGCGUUCUAUAUUUAUGAUCCUUUUCUUAGAAACAUCAAACUGGUCGACCAAAGAAUGUGUUUCAAGUUCGCAAUGCCGUGUGCGCGCUGGGUUAUGUCACAUGGUGGACAAAAUUUCAGCGUUGCACUUGCACGCUGGCCUUGAACUUGGUAGCGUCACCGGAAGGCGAAAUUUGUCGCCUGUGCAACAAAUUAUUAUAAUUCAAUUGAUAUCAGAAUUUUUAAUUUGAAACGAUGUUUCUUGAUUAGGCAUUAUUAUUUUCGCCUAUCUCCUAAAGGUGACACGCAACGCCUAUGAACGCGUGAGCCUGCAGAUUUGAAUACCAGUAGUCUGUCUGUAGCAGUACAUCAGCUACAGUACUCGCUGCUUACUCCCACCAGAACCUUUGUGAUAGUGAUUCCUGCUCAGACUCCGGCAUUUUUCUGGAUGCUUUUUCCGAAAAAGCGUGUGGACGUGCUAGUUAUGCAAUUAUUCUAAGUUUGUGAAUCUGCGUGAUAUUGCUUUGUCUAUAAUUUGCUGUUCGCGGUGUUGACCGGUACGAAGUACGCAUAGUUGCGUUACGAUAUUUCAACAAUCUUCAUCAACAUGUUAAUCCGGAGGGUGCUUUUAUGGCCAGUUCACCUCCGGUCACAUUCUGCAACGUCCCAAACAUGUUUUCGGACGAAGAUUACCGUGCCGAAGAACAGGGUUAUGGCCAUUCGAAGGGAAGAUCAGUCCAUUUGGGAAAGACGAGCGCCUCUUGCUCCUCAGCAUGUGCGAAAACUAGUUCGCAAGGGCGCGAAGGUCUUGGUUCAACCUUCCAAUCGACGGGCUUAUCCUAUGAAGUCAUAUUCUGCUGCCGGGGCGAUUGUGCAAGAAGACAUCAGUGACGCUAGCCUUAUUAUUGGAAUCAAGAAGCCCCCGUCGGAAUUGGUCUUACCCGGCAAAACGUAUUGCUUUUUCUCGCAUACUAUUAAAGCCCAAGAAGCCAAUAUGCCUCUUCUGGAUGCUUGCUUGGAGAAGAAUAUCCGGCUGAUUGACUACGAAAAGAUGGUGGAUAAAGACGGUCAACGCGUGGUCGCUUUCGGGAAAUGGGCCGGCGUGGCUGGAAUGAUUAACAUUUUGCAUGGGAUGGGGAUUCGUUUACUCGCUCUCGGACACCAUACUCCAUUCAUGUAUAUCGGUCCAGCCCAUAACUAUCGAAGCAGCUCGAUGGCCAAGCAAGCCUUCCGUGACGCCGGUUAUGAAAUCAGUAUCGACCUCAUGCCGAAAUCCAUCGGACCUCUUACCUUUAUUUUCACCGGCUCGGGCAACGUUUCGCAGGGGGCUCAAGAGAUGUUUCAGGAGUUGCCUCACGAAUAUGUUGAACCGGCUGAUCUUCCUAAGGUGGCAGCUCAUGGAGCCAUGAACAAAGUUUAUGGAUGUGUCGUAAGUCGCGAUGAUCACUAUGUUCGAAAGGAUGGUGGUCCUUUCGAUCCGGAAGAAUUUGCGAAUUAUCCUCAACGCUACUCUUCUACAUUCGCUCAAAAAAUUGCGCCAUACGCAUCUUGCAUUAUCAACGGCAUUUAUUGGGCUCCCAACGCCCCUAGACUAAUUACGAUACCAGAUGCAAAGGAACUCCUGCAACCCGCAAAUCAGCCGUGGUUACCUACAAGUGUUGGAUGUCCACAGCUUCCUCAUAGACUGUUGGCUAUUUGUGACAUAAGUGCAGACCCGGGUGGUUCCAUAGAGUUCAUGACGGAAUGUACAACGAUUGAUAAACCAUUUUGUUUGUACGAUGCUAAUCAACAUACCAAUACCGAAAGUUUCGCUGGGCCUGGAGUGCUUGUUUGCUCGAUUGAUAACAUGCCGGCUCAACUUCCUAGGGAAGCAACAGACUUUUUUGGAGAAUUACUUUUACCAUACAUUCCUGAUAUGUUGAAAUCAGACGCGCAGCAGGAGUUCGGAACAUAUGACUCCGGUCCCGUCGUCAAAAACGCUGUUAUCGCUUCCAAUGGCCGCCUGACGCCCAAUUUCGAGUAUAUUGAAGAAUUGCGGCAACACAAAAAGCGGUCUCACGCGAAAACCAACAUGGAUGUGGCUGCAGGAUCAAAGAAAGUUCUUAUCUUAGGAGCUGGAUAUGUUGCGCCGCCUGUAGUAGACUAUCUUUCCCGCGAUGGCAAUGUGGUAAUUACUGUUGCCUCGGCCCUGAAAGACGAAGCUGACCAGUUGGCUCAGAAGUAUAAGAAUACCGAUGCUGUGCAUUUGGAUGUUCACCGUAAUCCAGAUCAGCUGAAUAAAAUGAUUCCGGAUUACGACGUUGUGGUCAGCCUUUUGCCUUAUUCAUUACAUCCCAAAGUUGCCGAGCUAUGUAUAAAUCAUAAAGUGAAUAUGGUUACGGCCAGUUAUAGCAGCUCAUUAACCAAACAACCAGCUGGUGAACACAUUUCUAAAAGAGCAGCGGAUGCAGAAGUGACCAUACUGAACGAAAUGGGUCUUGACCCCGGUAUUGACCAUUUGUUAGCGAUGGAAUGUUUUGAUGAAGUGAAAGAACUAGGAGGAAAGGUCACAUCUUUUCGGUCUUUUUGUGGUGGUCUGCCCGCCCCAGAGUUUGCUACUAAUCCUUUGCGAUACAAGUUCAGCUGGAAUCCGGCCAGUGUUUUCUUGGCAGCUCUCAACGGUGCAAGAUAUAUUGAAAGCAAUCAGGUCAAGGAAAUUCCGCCGGGCGGUAUACCAUUGAUGGAAAGCGCCAAAUCCUUUGAUUUCCUCCCCGGUUUUAAUUUAGAAGGUUAUUCGAACCGGGAUUCACUUCAUUAUCUUCAAGAAUACGGAAUCGAAGGAGCCGAAACUUGUAUGAGAGGAACUUUGAGAUACAAAGGCUAUGCUGACUGUUUGAUUGGACUGAUCAGAACCGGCCUCUUGCAAACGACGCCGCAUCCCGCGCUUCAUCCCGACGGGCCUUCUUUGACAUGGAGGCAACUGAUAGCUACGCUGGCCAGUCAGAAUUCAGACGCGUUAGUGGAGAAUCUAAAAAGAGCAGUAGUUGACAAAGCGGGUUCUCCUCAAAGAGUGGAAGCCAUGGCUCAGCUAGGCCUUUUUGACGAUACGGAAGUUGAAAAGAGGAACACUCCAUUGGAUACCUUGGCUCACUACUUAAAGGAUCGUUUGUCCUAUGGCAAAAAUGAACGGGACAUGGUGAUAUUGCGGCAUGAUAUCGGAAUACUCUGGCCAAACAACAGCAAGGAAAUGCGAGAAAUCACAUUAGUCGUUUACGGCGAACAGAAUGGAUAUACGGCGAUGGCGAAAACCGUAGGAUUUCCCGCAGCCAUCGGUACAAAGAUGCUGUUGGACAAAGAGAUCCAACGAAGAGGUAUGGUUGUUCCGAUUUCAAAAGACAUCUACCGACCCGUCUUGAAACGGCUGGAGCAAGAAGGCAUCAAAGCAAUCCAGCACUCGCGAAGAUCUGAUUCUAAUAAUUAAGAGUUACAACAGUGUGCCGUGUUUUGAAUUUUUAACAUUAAGAGUGAUCCGUGUUUUUGUAAUUGCCUGUGGUUCAUAUUCGCUGCUCAAUCCGGUGAAUUUCGAUUUGAUUUCCUGAAAGCGGGAAAUGAAGAAAAG
This is a messenger RNA of Paramacrobiotus metropolitanus, 3835 nucleotides long. RefSeq names its product alpha-aminoadipic semialdehyde synthase, mitochondrial-like. Bases 845 to 3697 code for a protein of 950 amino acids. Gene Ontology annotation, molecular function: saccharopine dehydrogenase activity. The transcript is spliced from 17 exons. Gene Ontology annotation, cellular component: cytoplasm. Lineage: Eukaryota; Metazoa; Tardigrada; Eutardigrada; Parachela; Macrobiotidae. The record is from RefSeq and is a predicted model, not a curated record.